AUGGGGAACGAUAUUAGCACCAACCAUUCUGCCUCAAUGGGUCAGUUUUCCCACGGGCCAACCAAUCACGCUCCCAUGCACCAGUCUUCAUUCCGCUCCCCCCAUUCCUCCGCUCACUCCUCCUCUUACUCCUCUCUCUCCAUCCUCCCUCCCACCUCCUAUACAGACGACCACACACUCCCCUCUCGGUCCGCCAUUCCCUCGCAGGCCUCCUACUCCCCCACCUCCUCCACUCUCCAUUCCUUCGCCUCCCCAGCUUGCGCCUCCCCCGUUUCCGCCUCCCCCACCUGCGCCUCCCCCACCGCCGCCUCCCCCAUCUCCGCCACCCACGCUCCUCCCUUUCCCCCCACCAGGCCCAGGCCUGCCCGGCAACCUGCCCCGGGCUUUCAUCGCAGGAGCAGUUCCCUUUCAGUGCUGACCGAGUAUCUGCCCGGGGUGGCACCUGCAGCCUGCAACUCCCCCUGUAGCAGCACCACGCCAGCAUACGCCCACCCCUCCACAUCCACUGUUUCAUCCCGGCCGUCAGCUGAGAAACCCCCAACGCCGCGUAAAGCCCCGGUGGCCCCCAGGUUUGCUCGCUCUCCUCAACAACCCUCUGCUGCUGUAGCUGGGAGCGGCUCCCCUGGUCUUCACCACGUGCAGCACAUGCAGCACUCGCAGCACAUGCAGCACUCGCAGCACAUGCAGCACUCGCAGCACAUGCAGCACUCGCAGCAGGUGCAGAUGCAGCAGGUGGAGCAGGUGCGGCCUUCCAGAGAAAGCCUCACCAGUGGGCGACCCAGGACUCCAUCCAUGCACCGCUUCACCCCGUCGCUGCCUGAAAUAUCCGUGGCGGAUGCAGUGGAGGAGGAAGGGAAGGGGAGUGAGGAGGGCGGUGACGGGAGUUUCUCAAGGAGCCCAGUGAUGGUUGAGCUACCGUGGAGAGAUGGGAAUGGACGGCAUGGUGCGCUGAUGCAAGGUCGGAGGCACGGCAUGCCAGGCCACGCUGGGAGGCUCGGAGAGUCGGGUUAUAGGAGUAUGAGCAGCGAUAAUGUGCUGGGAGGCUGGAGUGACAUUGAGGCAGAUGCUGAGUGGGUGGCGGUGGGAGGGAAACAGGCGAACGCAAGGGAGGUUGUGGAGGGGAAUGAUGGCAGUCCUAGUCCUAGCAGCAAGGGGGGUAUCAAGGGUGAUACUGCAUUGCAUGAGGAUGUGAGGGGUGGCAGUGUCAGGGGGCAGGAGGAGGGUGUGAGGAGCACUAGGAGUGUGUUGAAGAAGAUGCUGUGGAGAUUCAAGUCAGGUCCCGCUGGGCAGGCAGACGAGUCUUCUUCGGAAAAACUAGAGCAGCAGCAGCAGCAGCAGGAAGAGGGAGAGGAGAGGCAGGGGGGGGCGGAGCAGGAGAAGUGGGGCGGUCGCACAGUGCGUGUCUUUGCAGUAGCAGAGUGUUGA
This is a messenger RNA of Closterium sp. Naga37s-1, 1425 nucleotides long. NCBI's taxonomy places the organism in Eukaryota, Viridiplantae, Streptophyta, Zygnematophyceae, Desmidiales, Closteriaceae. The record is from the annotation of a GenBank genome assembly.